CUACCCAAUUUAAACAGAGAAGACGAGUUCACUGUACCCACACUGAGGACGACCUCAUCAGAUCACAUUAGUCAGUGGAACUGAAGAGAGAAAAUCCUGAUGGAACCAGGCAAUACUGUGGGGGAAAGAGAGGGAGAGAUGGAUCUGGAAGAAUUUGUGAGAGAAGAAGAAGAAGUUGCCGGUACAGAAACACACAGGCCUUGCCUGAGCAGCUAUGUGGACGAAGGUAGCAAGGAGAGUCACAGAUACUAUCUGGCACGGAGGACAGUGAUGGAGAUGUUGAAAGAUAGACGCUUUGCGGUUCCAAUUGAGCAGAUUCAGCUCACUCUCCAAGAGUUUCGAGCCAUUUACGGCCAGAUCCCUAAUCUCGAUCUUCUCAACGUCUCGUUCUCUCACAUAUCUAAUCCCUCUAAGAAGAUUAAGGUCAUUUUCAGUGGCCCUGGUGUGGUUAAAGUUCACAUGAUCCGCAAUCUUGCAGGUCAGCUUGGUGACCACAACAGCUAUUGUGGGAUGAUAUUGAUUAUAGAAAAUCGAAUAACCAAUCCGGCCCUGAAAGCUUUGGAUCUCUUCUCAUUUAAAGUUGAGAUAUUCCAGAUCACCGACUUGCUGGUGAACAUCACAAAGCAUGUGUUGAAGCCAAAGCAUCGGAUUCUGAGCAAGGAAGAAAAACGAAACCUCUUAAAGAACCACAAUAUUGAAGAAAAGCAGCUUCCUCGGAUGUUGAAGACCGAUGCAAUAGCGCGAUAUUAUGGACUCCAGAGGGGGCAGGUGGUGAAAGUUAUAUACAACACUGGAAUCACCAAGUCUCAUGUUACUUACCGGUGUGUCUGGUAAUGCUUUUUUAGCUGUAGUUCUUACUCUGUAUCAGAGAGAUUAUGGUUGGUUUUUAGACUUGUGUAAACACUUCUGGUUGCUUUUUUAUGACUAAUGGACAUGUUUUAGACUUGGAUAAAUAUCAACAGUUGUUUGACUUGGCUUGUUGGUGGCCCUUGGAGGGCAUUGGAAGUGGUUCAUAAGCAUGUCUGGACUUA
Tripterygium wilfordii is the source of this 1031-nucleotide messenger RNA. RefSeq names its product DNA-directed RNA polymerase V subunit 5A-like. Gene Ontology annotation, molecular function: DNA binding; DNA-directed RNA polymerase activity. Bases 100 to 834 code for a protein of 244 amino acids. The record is from RefSeq and is a predicted model, not a curated record. The transcript is spliced from 4 exons. Lineage: Eukaryota; Viridiplantae; Streptophyta; Magnoliopsida; Celastrales; Celastraceae. Gene Ontology annotation, biological process: DNA-templated transcription.